Symbiodinium necroappetens is the source of this 691-nucleotide messenger RNA. NCBI's taxonomy places the organism in Eukaryota, Dinophyceae, Suessiales, Symbiodiniaceae. The record is from the annotation of a GenBank genome assembly.
AUGUUCCGUGCCUUGGCCUGGACUCUUCUUCUUCCUGCGGCGGUGGCUGCUCUCUCUGACCCGGACUGGGAGGCCUUCAAGCACAAGUACAGGAAGAGCUAUUCCAGCAAGGGCGAGGAAGCGGCCCGCUACCAGCUGUUCAAGGCCACGCAGCAACGAGUCGAUCACCUGAACAAGCUCAACGGUGAGCCCGCCUUUGGCAUCACCUGGAUGGCCGACCGUCAUGAGGAGGAGAAGUACAAGAGGGGGCACCGCAAGCCCAAGGGCUUCGUGCCCGUUGCACCGGUGCAGAACUUCUCCGAUGCCACGGCCACGGCCGUUGACUGGCGCCUCACAGAGGCGGUGACGCCCAUCAAGAAUCAAGGACAAUGCGGCUCCUGCUGGGCCUUCAGUGCAACUGAAGCCAUCGAGUCCCAGCUGAUCCUCGCCUCUGGCGGCAGGUACGACAUGGCACUGUCUCCGCAGCAGAUCACCAGCUGCGCGCCCAGCACCGGAACUUAUGGUUGCCAAGGAUGCAACGGGGGCUUCACAGAGGGUGCCUACGAAUAUCUCAAGACUGUUCCAGGCCUCGCCAACAGCUUCUACAUCCCUUACCAGCAGAGCCUCACAGAGUCCACGGACACAGUCGCCUGCCCCAAGGAGAAGGACCAAACGACGACAGAUUUGCGGCAACCAUACAGAAUCACGGAAG